Molecule: messenger RNA, 1206 nt
Organism: Ophidiomyces ophidiicola
Lineage: Eukaryota; Fungi; Ascomycota; Eurotiomycetes; Onygenales; Onygenaceae
Exons: 2
Coding region: 1-1206 (401 amino acids)
Source: RefSeq, a predicted model, not a curated record
AUGGCCGUGCCCCUAAGGAUUCGUCCCCAAUACAGUGGUCAUUCGACUGGGCCCGCCUCAAAUGAUGGGCGGACAUUGAAGCCUACCUUGCCUCGAGGCGAGUUUUUGAGCCCCGACACAUUUUCCCCCGUCAAUGAAAACGGUAGCUUCGAAUUCGAUCGAGUCCUGAAGAGGGGCAAAGUAUUACGGAGGUCCAAAAAUAAACAUUCCUUCAAAGCAUCGUGGAAGCCGGGAUAUCUCGUUCUGCGACCAAACCUCCUUUCGCUUUACAAAGACGAGGACGAAGCCCAGCUUCGCCUAUCAAUUACUCUAUCCGAUAUAUCGACAGUCGCGCAUGUGAAAGCUCCAAGGUCGAAUCGUCCAAACGUGUUUGGAAUAUUUUCGCCGUCCAAUAAUUAUAGGUUUCAAGCUCCAUCAAAAGAUGACGCAGAAUGCUGGGUAGAGCACAUUCGCCGGGAAUGCUCCGUUGAAUACCCAGAUACUUUCCUCGCGUCCGAUCGCGUCCGAGGAGUAUCAGCGAUAGAUGGAGAGGAGAGUGCUUGGGAGAUGUCAGAUCAUGAUGGCCACCGCCCUGACACUAGGCACUCCACCAGACGUACUGCGACUGCUCCCCGCAGGUCUCAAUUUUUGGAAGUUUCAGGCAAUGAUAUCACCUCCUGUUCAGAGUUUUCAGAUGUGCCACCACAGUCAGGAAGGCACCGCUCCACAGGAUCUCUGCCACGUUACCAACGCCCCUCUCUAUCUCCCGCUGUGCAUAACGGCAAUCGUCCAUCCCUUCACCGCCAUGCCAGUCACCAUAGCGAUAUUGGUUCCACAGCAAUAAACCCAGAGCGGGUGGUAUUCAGUGGCUACCUUUCGUGCCUCAGGGGCAAAAAAGGGGUUCGACAGUGGAAAAAGCUUUGGACCGUUUUGCGGGCGGAAAAAAUAUCAUUUUACAAAAAUGAACAAGAGUAUUCAGCGGUGCAGAUAAUACCCCUGUGCCAGGUGAUUGAUGCUGCGGAUGUCGAUCCCAUAUCUCGCUCAAAGGUCUUUUGCUUCCAGCUCAUCACCGAGGAGCAGGCUUUUAGAUUUUGUGCUCCUGACGAGCAGAGUCUUGAUCAGUGGCUUGGUUCUUUGAAAAGCGUCUUGAUGAGGGAUCACGAAGCUCCGCGCUCUCAACCAAGUGGUCCUACCGUGCGUGACUCAUCAUCUGGGGUGCAGUCAUAA